AUGAGCACCCGGCCCACGACGACGUUUCCCACGCAAACGAUCCCCGACGGGAGCUCCUCCUAUGUCAUCCGCCCGCUCACGACGAUUUUCGUCCCUCCGCCGGAAUGCCCCGACCUCAUCAGCGAAGACUUUGACACGACGUCGCGGUCCCGCCCUUUGCGUACCAGCAAACUUUCGAUGCUGGGACGACGACGUGUGGACCGCCAUCUCCGUCCGCGGAAGCUCCACCCAGUACGAGCGCGCGUUCCAAAUCCGGUGGGAGGAGUCGGACCUCAUCUACCUAGAAACCCACCCCAUGUCCCCGGCGUCACGCCCUGGACCUCGGCCGAGGCCGUCACCGGUCCCACGUCCGACGUCACGGGCGGCGACAACAACGGCGGCGACACGGGCGGCGACACGGGCGGCGACGACGGCGGCAAGUCCGGCCUGUCCAGCGGCGCCAUCGCCGGUAUCGCCGUCGGCGCCCUCGCCGGCGUGCUCGCCAUCGUGGGCAUCGCCGUCUUCGUCUGGUGGCGCAAGCGCAAGUCCGCCCAGGGCCAUGUCCCCGUGCCCCAGGGUCCCCCACCCCCGGUAUUCCCGAGAUGGCCGGCGGCGUCGGUCCCCGGCCACUACGGCGGCACUCCCGUGUCCAACCAGCAGCACCUCCCUGGCAUGCCCGGCGCCGCUGGCUUCCCUAACCCCAACGCCGACCCUCGCUACAGCUACAUGGGCGCGCCCGGCCCCAACGGCUACUCCCCGCAACCCCAGCAACUGGCGUACGGCGCCGUGCCGCCCAAUGGUGCUUCGCCCGACAUGAUCUCCUCCCAGGGAACGACUCCUCAGCCCGGCGUGGUGGCUGGUGGCUAUCCUGUUCAGCAGCAGCAGGUGCCUCCCGUGCAUCAUUUCGAGAUGGACGGCACGUCAGCCCAGCCUCCGCCGCCCGCGGAGCUGUCGAGCGAGGCUCCGCCCCUGUGA
Parascedosporium putredinis is the source of this 954-nucleotide messenger RNA. Lineage: Eukaryota; Fungi; Ascomycota; Sordariomycetes; Microascales; Microascaceae. The record is from the annotation of a GenBank genome assembly.